Molecule: messenger RNA, 2514 nt
Organism: Talaromyces atroroseus
Lineage: Eukaryota; Fungi; Ascomycota; Eurotiomycetes; Eurotiales; Trichocomaceae
Product: Disintegrin and metalloproteinase domain-containing protein B
Exons: 4
Coding region: 1-2514 (837 amino acids)
Biological process (GO): proteolysis
Molecular function (GO): metalloendopeptidase activity
Source: RefSeq, a predicted model, not a curated record
AUGAAGACUACUUCCCCCGGUGAAGAGACUAUCGCGAAUAUGUCGACAACAAAUCAAGUGGAGAUUCCACAAGCCUCUGGAACCAAUUUGCAACUCAAUGUUUUCUCGUUUUCGAUCUGUCAGAACUUAAACGCUCUUUUCCUCCCUGUUAACUACGCCGCUUAUCGUGUGGAUCGCGAUUCGAUAGCGUCAGUUUUCGCGAAGAAGAUGAGAUUUGCUGUUGGCUGGAUAGCUGCCGCCCUUGCUGCGACAGUUAUCUUGUUGCGACGCGUUGACGGUAAAAACCACCAGGUUGCUCGCUGCUCAGCUUCUCUAGCAGGAUUUGCUGAUGUGUUCCCAGCUCGCUCACAGGCCCCGCCGCCGAUUCGGUAUCUCUCCGAACUCGACGAUGUAUUUAUCCACACGCCUUCUCAUCGAAUACACUCUCACUCAAGAUUUGAUGUCACAUUUACCCUACAUAAUAACGCGCAACACAUCAAAUUGAAACUUGAACCGAAUUACGAUGUCCUAGCAGAAGAUGCUCAGAUCCAGUAUCUGAAUGCCGAUGGCAGUAUAAGAAAUACGGAACUUAUUGACCGCAGAGAUCACAGAAUCUUCAAAGGUUCAGCUUGGACUGAAAUUGAACCCGAACACUGGACAUAUGUCGGCUGGGCGCGAUUGUAUAUAAAACGCGAUGGACCAAACCCAUUGUUUGAGGGCACUUUCAGCCUCAUGCACGAUUAUCAUAAUAUAAAAUUGCGUUCUAGCUAUAUGCGCACACGCGCUGGCCUCGAUAUUGAACCCAUCGAGAAAGAUGAAGACUAUAUGGUAGUCUUCCGAAACACUGAUAUGGCUUGGGAGUCUCAUACCGAGUUGAAACGAUCCGACACUGGUCUCUCCUGCCAGGCAGACAAACUGGAAUUCAACGCAGACCCGAACCAUCCCGUUUUCAGACCUCCCCAGUCCACGAAUUUCGCUGCCAUGCCCUUGGAUGAGCUCUUCGGCAUGUCCAGAAGACAGUCCGAUACAGGUGGUGUUAGUGGAAAUACGGGUGGUAUCAACUUAGCUUCGACGAUCGGCAAUAGCACAGGCUGCCCUAACACUAAGAUGGUAGCACUAGUUGGCGUGGCCACAGAUUGCGAAUAUACCUCGUCUUUCAACAACGAAUCUGACGCCAGAGCAGACAUCAUUCAAAUGUUCAAUUCGGCAUCAUCUGUAUACGAAGACACAUUCAACAUCUCCUUGGGAUUGAAAAAUCUGCUGAUCAGUAAUAGUAGCUGUCCCGAUUCUGGAGCCACAACCACGCCUUGGAACAUGCCAUGUUCAUCCGGGAAUAUCUCUUCGAGGCUAACUGAUUUCACUGCCUGGCGCGGAGGACAAAAUGAUUCCAAUGCUUACUGGACCCUGAUGAGUAAUUGUCCUACGGAUUCUGAAGUGGGUGUCUCUUGGUUAGGGCAGCUGUGUGUUCACGGAUCGGCCAAUGCUUCCGUGGCAGGAGCCAAUGUCGUGGUCAAAACGUCGACUGAGUGGCAGGUCUUUGCACACGAAUCGGGUCAUACGUUUGGUGCAGUACAUGACUGCGAUACUCAAACAUGCCAGCAAGGACUCGCGACAACGUCGCAAUGUUGCCCGCUAACUUCAAGCACUUGUGAUGCCGAUGGAAGAUACAUAAUGAACCCCUCGACAUCUUCGAACCUCGAGCACUUUUCACAGUGCACGGUGGGUAAUAUCUGCUCAGCAUUGGGCCGAAACAGUGUUCAAUCCAACUGCCUAGUUGACAACAAAGGUGUUGUUACCAUCACCGGUAGCCAGUGCGGCAAUGGUAUAGUCGAGAGUGGAGAAGAAUGCGACUGUGGAGGGACCGCAGGCUGCGGAGACGAUCCCUGCUGCGAUCCUACCACGUGUAAAUUCAGGGGCAAUGCUGUCUGUGAUGAUUCCAACGAGGCGUGUUGUACAAAUUGCCAAUUCACCGCUGCCAACACGACAUGCCGGGCUAGCACUGGUCCCUGUGAUCUGGCCGAAGUCUGCUCGGGAACAUCAGGAGACUGUCCUGCAGAUCAGCAUGUUGCUGAUGGUCAUAGCUGCACAAGUGGCAAUGCAACCGGGCUCACAUGUGCUAGCGGUCAAUGUACAAGCCGCGACCUUCAAUGUCGCACCAUUCUAGGUGCCGUAUUGGGGAGCAACGAUACCUACGCCUGUGACGAUUCAUCUUGUACGCUCUGGUGCGCAUCCUCUCAACUACCGUCAGACACAUGCGGUAGCAUGCAACAAAAUUUCCUCGAUGGUACUCCUUGCAAUGGUGAUGUCUCGUGCUGCCGGCGACGCAGAUUCAGAAACGCCCCUCUUCCCCCUGGCGCAAGACCAUAUGGGGGACCUCCGGGAGGCGUAUGGUCAGGUCCUAUGCCACCUGCUCCAGCGAGGGGUAUGCAGCAGCAGGGAAAUAUUGGAUAUGGCGCGUUCCCCCCAUAUCCUCCACCUGCAUAUGACAAUGGCGGGGCUACAGGCGUCCCUAGGACGCAGCCAAGAUAUGCAUAA